AUGCCGACACGGAACGGCUGCUAUUGUCAGGUGGGCUGGGAAAUGGAUCCAGGCGCAUUCAUCAGAAGCAUUCUGAUGUUUGUGACCUUGCCGGUGUGGCUGCAGUUUCAGCCUACACUUGUCGUUAGAGCAGGUGUAUGCCCCCAGGAGUCGGCCCAGGAGUGCGUGCUGAGGCUCAUUGGUGAAUGUUUGGUCAUUGAAAGAUUUGAAAGGCUGUGGCUGAACCAGCUGGUGGAUGCAGUCAACGCAUCAGACCCGACACAAAAGGUCUCGAUGACGGCAUCAGCGGAAAUGGCUGAGCUCUGCUCUUGCCCACCAUCCGAAGAGCUUCGAUGGGAGGCUGCGGGUGGCAAUGCAGAUCCUGCCAUGACUUGCCCGAAGAUGCUGCAGGUUACGGAUUGGGGUCCAUGCCACAGCGUCCACCACGGAGACUGCUAUGGAGCCACGGGCUGA
Symbiodinium natans is the source of this 453-nucleotide messenger RNA. NCBI's taxonomy places the organism in Eukaryota, Dinophyceae, Suessiales, Symbiodiniaceae. The record is from the annotation of a GenBank genome assembly.